Molecule: messenger RNA, 1278 nt
Organism: Grammomys surdaster
Lineage: Eukaryota; Metazoa; Chordata; Mammalia; Rodentia; Muridae
Product: EKC/KEOPS complex subunit Lage3-like
Exons: 2
Coding region: 710-1156 (148 amino acids)
Cellular component (GO): EKC/KEOPS complex
Source: RefSeq, a predicted model, not a curated record
CUUUGGGGAGACGUCCGUUUGUGGGCGAUCGCCAGACUUAACCGGGCGGCGCUCAUUCCACGCCAGUUUAACACUCCACGGUGCUGAGCUGUUUAAAUCCUCCGAAGGGGAGGUAAACUCUUGCUUGCUGAAAGUAUAUUUUAAAAUAUCUUCAAAGUCUAAACAGACUGGGAACUCAAUUCUGUGGACCAGGCUGGACUCGAACUCAAUAUUCACACUGUUACAAUAUGAGAGUGACUUUUCUCAUGUCCAGACGUCUUCCACACUGAUUGAAAACAUGGAUCCUGCUUUUACUAUUUACAGGGAUUAAGAAGGGCUGGCUUGGAACACUCUGCAGAGCUAAGGAUGACACCGAACGGAUCCUCCUGCGUCCACCUGUUAAAAUGUCAUAUGCCUCGCAACUGGGCUUCUAAUGUGUAGUUUUUUUUAAAUUUUGGACACUAUUUCAUAGGUUUCUAUCAUCUACUUGCUGAUUUCUCUGCCCAUUUUCUUCAGGGUUCCUGUUAUUUCUAAUGGUCACUGAAAAGAGGCAGGUAGAUUCUUUGAUGACUUUUCCACAGUUAAUUAUUCUAUUAAGAAACUACUCGCCGGUAGUGGUGGCGCACACCGGUAGGAUUUGCUGAAGGAGGCAGAGGCAGGAGGAUCACGAGUUCGAGGCCAGCCUGGGCUACACAUUAAAAAAAAAAAAAAGAAACUACUCUUUAGAGACAUGCAGACAGCACAUACAUGUUUAAGCCACACUGUAGAUGGCGCUGAUGGUCCGACUGGCCGCUGCUGUCCUGGUAAUGCAGACAUAAUGGCAGUUAUUCCCAGUGGAGCUCACCCUGUUGCAAGAGCAAUAGAAGCCUCCCGAAAUCCCAGCAAAAGCACCGUGCCUUUAACCCAAAGGCCUGGAUUCCAACAUCAUAGAUUCGCCCUCUUCGUGCCUUUCCCGACCUCUUUGGAGGCAGAAAUCGCCUGUGGGUCCCUAACUCCUGAUGUCGAACCACACCAAGAACUGGUUGGGAAGGAGCUUAAAGUGAGUGGCAGCAUGCUGGAGAUACACUGGAUCGCGGAAGAUUCUCGCCUCCUCCGAAUUUCCAUCAUGAACUUUCUUGAUCAGCUUUCCCUAGUGGUGAACACUAUACAUCUCUUUGGGCCUCCGGUUUCCUGUUAAGCCUGGCUGGGGACCCAGGUAUUGUAGAGUGAAAAAUUAUAGAUACUGGGUAUAUAGAAUCCUUUUUAGAUAUAAAAUAUUCUUUAGGCUUUCUUUACAAAGACAUGGAGGCAUGAAGCAAG